Xenopus tropicalis (tropical clawed frog) is the source of this 1698-nucleotide messenger RNA. RefSeq lists its product as uncharacterized. The record is from RefSeq and is a predicted model, not a curated record. The coding region runs from base 144 to 1079 and encodes 311 amino acids. Lineage: Eukaryota; Metazoa; Chordata; Amphibia; Anura; Pipidae. The transcript is spliced from 4 exons.
CUCUCUCCUUCUCCCCCACAGGUUGGGCGGCCGACACUGACCCAGUGUAUGUGGCACUGAAUGGCCCAGUUCUGCUCAGUAUCCCCGGCUAUCCCAAUGCUGAGAGAGACCAGGUGACCUGGAGAGAUGGGAAAGGUAACACAAUGGGGAGAUUCAAGGACUCAAUAUCAUUUCAUCAGAUACGGGGCUGUGAGUGUGAGCUCUUCAGGAACGGCUCCCUGUACCUCAAGCGGCUGGGCACGGUGGGAGAUGAGACCUACACUGUGACUGUGUUUAACCAGAUGGGAAAGCAAAUCUCCUCUCAUUCCGUCAAAGUCACAGUGAUCAAGAGUGUUGCCGCCCCGGUGCUGAGUGUCACUUGCGGUGAGAGAGACAUACGACUUCGAUGUGAGGUGAGUGACGAGGACACGCCGGACGAGAUGGAGAUGACGUGGAAUAACUCGCGGCUUAUCCAAAGCACCAAAACCAAAUCAGUUGGGAGAAACGUCUCUCUGGAGACUCAUGGGAACGUGACGUGCGCCACCAGGAACCGCGUCAGUGAUAGAAGUGACAGCAAGAAAAUCGACUGUCGCAAACAUGAGCCUUUCAUAGAGUUCUUCACAUUGGAAAUGAUCGCAGCCGUCGCUGCAGGGGGCGUGGCUUUCCUCAUCUUCAUCAUCCUCCUCAGUUACUUUGUGAGCAGAUCCUGUUGCCAGAAAUCCAGAAUAGGGGAGGAGGGGGCCUCUAUCUGCUACGAGAACAACAUUUCCAUCCAGGAGCGCCAACUCCCCGGCCCCCCCGGCCAGCAGGAAACCCAAACACUGAUCCAACCGCCAGCAGAACCCCAAGGCCACAGCCCGGGGCCAAGACCUCCAGCUCCCAGGAUCCAGUCCCAAAGCCGCCCCCCAAAGCAGUCUAAGAAGGGGUCCCAUUCCAAGCCAAAUGGGGCCACAGUAGAGAAACAGGCCCCCCAGGCCCAGACACAACCGAACCCAUCACAGUCUAUAAGGCCUCCAGUCCCCACCAACCACCCCAGCACCCGCCCACCCAGGCCCCAGCCUCGUACAAGAUCACGGGCAGCCCACCAGCCCCCCCAAUAGUAAGGGUCUGAGAUUAGUGGCCCCCAAUCACGGCCUGCCCUCCGGCAACUGUGCAUGAAUAUGUGGGAUAAUAAAGGCCGGACAUGGAGGGACUGGAAGAGCCUGAGAUAUACAGACCUGCAAGUCACAUAGGGUGGGAGCCAUGGAAUAUGGAAACGGAGUCAAAGGAGAUGUGGGGGCAAUUUACAGAGGAGAUACCCCUCCCUCCGGUUUGAGCCCAUUGGAAUGAUAGUAUAGUAUAGACUAUUCCUGGGAAUUCUGGGUAAUUAUCUGCCUCGUCCCAUGAACCCCAACCCAGAAUGUACAAUGAGUUGGGGGGGGGCGCGGGGAGAUCAGUGCUCUGUCCUUUAUCCAGCUGAUCCCCCAUAAGCACAGCAGGGCCACUGGGGCGGUACAGGGGAAAGGGGGCACUGGGGGGAGUGCAUAAUGGGGGGCCCUGCUGAGCCUACAGUGGAUUAGGGCUAAACUCCCAAUAUCUGGCUGAAGUAUUUAUAGUAAGAGUUCUUGUAUAUACAGUAUCUGCCCCUGGUGCCCAUAUGCCCCCCAAUACGGUAUUUGGUCGCAGCUCACAAUAUGGCAGGUUACAGUACUGACUAGUUAUAAUAUCAAAUUAAAUAAG